This is a messenger RNA of Echinococcus granulosus, 1851 nucleotides long. RefSeq names its product Fatty-acid amide hydrolase. The transcript has a single exon. Gene Ontology annotation, biological process: fatty acid catabolic process. The coding region runs from base 1 to 1851 and encodes 616 amino acids. Gene Ontology annotation, molecular function: amidase activity; fatty acid amide hydrolase activity. The record is from RefSeq and is a predicted model, not a curated record. NCBI's taxonomy places the organism in Eukaryota, Metazoa, Platyhelminthes, Cestoda, Cyclophyllidea, Taeniidae.
AUGAAUUUCUACUUAAGUUUCCUUUGCACCGUUUUGGAUGGGUUUAGCUGUCUUUACAUAAUUGUCAACCUAGGAAUCCCUGCUUUGAUAUCCACGAUCAUCAUUAAAUCCGCAACCUCCAUCCAAAGCUACUCCGGAAGUUUCUAUCUAAAUGGAAUUAUCUGCUCAUUCUGGCUUUGUAGCCGCAUAGGUGUCAGUCUCUUCAGGCUUUUCAAAGGUCAAAAACGCCUCUCCAGGAAAAAGUUACAGCGACAAGGUGUGAUAAACAGCAUCUCCGCAAAGCUUUGUGGUCUUAAGACCCCGCUAGAGAGGGUAGACGAGGUUACUUCUCUGUCAAUGGCCCAGCUUCGACAUCGCAUCGUAGUCUUAAAGGACCUUAGCUCUCUUGAAUCUCUGGAAGCCCUCCAAGUCCACCUAAUCCGUCUGAUGCAUUCUCCAUCCAGUUGCAUUGCGGAAAUAGUCUUCGACGCCGAUGUUACUGCCAUAGUAGCUGAUCAUAUGCUCAAACAGAAUCAGAGACCUCUCAGUGCUCUCCAUGGUAUUCCUGUAUGCCUCUCCAACUGCUUCUCGAUUAAGGGUGAAGAUUGCAAUACUUCUACGGUAUUUAAGGCUGGUUAUAGUCAAGACGCGGACUGCUGUCUGGUUCAAGAUCUCCGUAAAAUUGGUGCAAACCCGGUUGCUCUUGCAACCACAGGUCUACUUCCUGGUGAGCCGGACGCUUCUAGCAGGCUCUAUGGAACAGUUCGGCAUCCUACCCAUCCCAAUCGCGUUGUGGGUUCCACCUCUAUCGCCGUCAUUGUGCAACAGAAGGGGGCCUUUCUUGGCUUCGGUCUGGAUAUUCUGGGUGACGUGCGUCUGGCUGCUGCAAAUGUAGGAGUGGUGGGUUUUAAACCUACAACUCAACGUUUAAGCAUUGAGGGGGUUGUGAAUGUAGUUAAUUUCCCCAAAUUUUUACCUCCUACAGUAGGAAUUGUUGGUUUACACGUUUCUGACAUUACGGAUGCAAUGAUUUCGCUUGCCUCAGUUCACACUGAUCUCCUUACACCCCCUGUGCCCUUCAAAGCAGAUAUGGCUAAAAAAAAUCUUGUUAUCGGUGUCUGUAGAAGUUAUUCUAGCAUUAUUCCAGUUGUUCCAGCUGUAGAAAGAGUUAUGAUCAUAGCAGAGGCUGCGCUUAAAGCUAAAGGACAUAAUGUUGUUGACGUUGAACUUCCAGAACCUGAGGAAGCUGUGCUCCUAGCUCUUCAAGUCGUCCUUUCUUGUUGCUCCUACUGGAAUGUCCACAUUGGACAGCAUCAUGGAAGCAGUUUAACUUGGGACGAAAUCAUCAAGUGUUGUCUUCCAAAAAUUCCGCUUUUUCUGCGAGGUCUAUUCAGUCUGGUUAUUCAGUGGCAGCAGAAAGCCAAAUGCAAUAAAAUGAAACGGCUACUGAAAGUUUGGAAUAAGCCACUUUCCGCCGAAUCUAUUCACAAGGCUUUGGAAACACAUUGUCGCAAAUUCUCUGACCUGUGGUCUGACGAGGAAAUCGACCUUCUCAUCGGACCAGCAGCGCCAGCUCCUGCUCUGCUGAAAGAAUCUUCAGCCAGUUUAGCUUUCUUACAAGCUGGCUACUCUACCAUCUUUAACAUCGUAAACUGUCCAGCUGGUGUGGUUCCAUUAGGUAGAGUUACUCAGGAGGAUAUCAAGCAGGCAGUAGAGGUGCAAGCGCCUCCCCACUCCCUUGAAGCUCAGCUGCUGGAACAGCAGAAAACUGCAGAAGGUUUACCGCUGGCGGUUCAGGUGGUUGCUAAGCCCUGGGCUGAUGAGCUUGCACUUCGUGUAAUGCAGGAAUUAGAAGAAGUUUAUCAACAUUAA